UUUACCGGAGAAGAGGUGGAGCGGGGAGCGUGCGGAAGGCCCGAGGAAGCGGAAGUGCAAGCAAGGGGGGGUGGGACCCAGGCGCCCGUCCCAGGGCCUACACCCAGAGCCCCGCGCUGACCCGCUGCGGGGCUGUCACCUGUGUGUGUGUGUGACCUCCCGCAGUGACCCCAGGCUGUAAGCUGGGGUGUGCAUGGGGUGGGGUAUAAGCGGGGUGGAGUCCUUCCAGGACCCCUGGGAACGGCAGCCCACCUGGCCUUGCCCCGUGGGGUGGCUCUGGGUGCUGGUUUAGAGGUGAUCAGGAAGGGCUCUUAAUGGUUAAGGAGCGAGGUGAGUUUGGGUCUGUCUGGGAGCUUCUUCCGCCUUCAAUAAAGAUAGAUUGAGAGGUGCCAAGUGGGCAGGAAGGAAGGAGCACAGGCCAGGGCCUGUGGCACAGUGGGCAGCCCCCGGGCAGCUCUGGCCCCAGUGGCCUCUGAUUUUACAAGAGAUGGAAUCUGAGGUUCAUGUGAAAUCUCCUGAUUUUUAAGUACCAGCAACUGUUACCCAGAAAUAAAAGGCCUCAGAGUGAGAGGCCACAGGUGUUUAUCUGAGCUCAACAAGAACACCUAUGGGCUCAGUGUUCGGACGAGGACACAAGGGCAGGGGGUGCGUGUGAGACGGGAAGGGGGACGAUUCCAUCCCAGCAGGAUGGCAUGUGUGUCGGUGCAGAUGACAGGACAGGGCGACCCCGAUUCUGAGCCGUGGUUUUGUGGUUUCCAGUCCGUAGCCUCGCGCCCAGGAGGCAUAACAUCUGCGUUCCUGUUAUCUUUGCAAACAGGUCUUUGGGAAACAAGGUUGCAGCUCAUUUCAUUUGCUUCGCUUCACAGAGAAAAUCAGGUCUGCUCUCUGCCCCCUUCCGAGCGGCCUCUUCCAGGGGCUGUCCCUUUGCGGUCAUGACACUGGUUUAUAAUUGAGACAUUCAUGUGUGGACAGGUCUUGACCUCUGGGAGAGCAGAGGGGGCUCUUCCAGGGAGGAGGCGGUGUUCGGUCUGGAAGCCAGGAGGGGCUGGGAGAUCCAGGACACCUAGGAGUUGGAGCGGGCACAGGCACCCCCGAGCUCUCCCCAGUCCCUGGGCAGCCCUGCACGGCCGGCCCUCCUCUGCCUCUCAAACUCCGUUUGGCAAACAGAGGCCCCUGGGAACGCAUGCUUGCCAUUUCUGAACUCGAGCGCCGAGGGAUGGACGUCCGGUGUUCUGGGUCACACUCUCUCGGAGUCUUGCCUUCCAAGUGGGGCUGAAGACCCCUUGGGGUGUGUUGGGAAAGGCAGUGUACCCCUCCCAUGCUGGCUGAGUGCGCAAGACCUUCAGGGACCCCUGUGUCCUUGGGGAAUCCCUGAUCUCAAGCAGGUCAGAAAGGAAAAGGGGCGGCUCUAGGUUCUGGAGCCUGGGGCCCUUCUCAGCUCUCGGGACCGGAGAGAACUUUGAAACCCUGACUGUGGGAUAUGGAAGCUCCGCACAUUUGUUCUGAGAACUCACGAUUCUGAGAACAAUUGCACAUUGGAGACCGGUCUUCAUUUUCCUUGGUUCCAAAAACCCUCAUCUAACCAAAGACAUUGAGGAAUAGUCUUCCCCAAAUGUCUCAUCAGUUCCCACAGCUACUGUGUGCCUGGGUCAGCCGGAUGUCGGGGGGCUGGAAAGGGAAAUGUGCCAGCUUAGCUCCCCCUGAAGCUGAAAGAAAACUCAGCUUUGAUUUUACUUCCCGGUCCUGCCACGUGGGGGCGCCCCAUCCCCAGGACCCUGCCCUGCCCUGCCCUGCCCUGCACUUACCUGCCAGCCAGCUUGGCAGUCUCCUGACCUGAGAGCUGUAGUAACAUCACUGUUCCAAAGGUCAGUUCCUCCUGCAGUCCCCCCAGGACUCGAGUCCCUGGAAUUGUGUGAUUUCUGUUCUCCGGCGGUUUCAUCGUCAGUCCCACCCCGGCCGGUGAGGAGAAGUGGGUGGCCUCAGGCACAGAGCUCCUGGGAGCCAGGCCUGAGGAUAAGUAGCCUGACGCUGACCUGGAGCCAACUCGCUAAGAGUCUGCAGGGUCCCCGACUUGCCAGGCACUUUGCAGGCAAGGCUCACCCCUCGGGUGUCCAGCCGGUGGAGGUCAGCCCGUCGCACAGCUGGGAAUCUCAGCUGCUCAGGACAGGCAGGGCCCGAGGCCAGCGCGGGGCAGGGUCCUGGUUUCCCCUCUCUGACUUGGCUCCACCUCAGGGGCACCGUCAGCCCAGGGGACUCUGCCAGGCUUCGCCUCCCCUAGCAUGACCGUCGUCACUUCUCUGCCACAGGCCAGAGUUAUUCAGGGGGCGUGGAGGCCUUCCAUCCGCCCUGCUGAUGCUGUUUGCUCAUUAACUAACCGAAGCCCCACCAUCUCCGUGACAGAGAACUGGUCCCUUGACGGAGCUGUCCGUCCGGCCCCCGGUGGAGCUGCGGUCCUCUCCCACACAGGAGGCGUGUCUGCGACUCUAGGAAGAGUCACGCUCCUGAAACGCUCCCUCCCGAAGGCGAGCUCCCGCCCAGAGAUGCCCCUCGCGGUGGAAGAAGUCAUGCGGCUGCUGUGCUCCCUUUCGGAGGCAAAGCAAAUGAAGGCGGCUGUCAAGCAGUCAGGGAGGGGCGCCCUGGUCGCUGGCACCGUGGCCUUCGUUGGUGGCUUGGUUGGUGGCCCACCAGGAAUAGCUGUUGGUGGUGCUGUGGGGGGACUGUUAGGGGCCUGGAUGACGAGUGGGCAGUUUAAGCCUGUGCCUCAGAUCCUGAUGGAGCUACCGCCAGCUGAGCAGGAGAAGCUGUUCCGACAGGUCAACGCCAUCCUCAGCGACCUGGAUUGGACAGACGCUGUGCAGGUGACCAUGCUGGUCAUGGGCAGUGAGGCCCUGCAGCAGCGGCUGCUGACCAUGCUGGUGGGCUACGUGACCAAGGAGCUCCACGCCGAAGUGCAGUAUGGCGACUAGCCCCUCGGGCAGGGGUCCCGAGGGAUGUGACUGGGGGCUGGGCUGCCCCACCCCCCUGUGUCUCCUGCGGGAGAGGCUUCUGCUGUGCUGGAUCAUGCUCUGGAAAUUGCUGAUGAAGAAGGCGUUAUAUGGUGUACAGGAUUAGGGGGCCCUCCUCCCCAGGAGGGUCAGAUCCCGACCUCCAUGUGCGUAGGGGAGCUUGAUGCAUCGGAGCCCACGGAGCUCAGGAAGGGUGGACCAUGUGUCUCAGAGGAACUGCUCUCCCACUGGCCUCGUCCAGCACAGACCACGCUGCUGGGUGACCUGCUGCCUGGGUCACUUCUGUGCUGCUGGAGGGAUGGGCAGGGGGGCCACUGCGAUGAGGCUCCUCACUCAGAGAAGGUCACUGGGGGUCACUCAUAGUGGGGGUCCUCCCCUGCCAGACCCAGGGCACAGGGGUGUCAGCUCAGAGGUCAGAGGUCCCUCACCAACGUCCACUGAAGCCCCUCCCAUGUCAGCUUGUCUUUCUCCUGGGGAGACGGCGUGGGGAGGAGAUAUUCCCACUCCUGACGAUCUGGGCUGGAUGCCGCAGCCUUGCUGAGCGAGCCCCCCUGACAGCUGAGUCCCAGGGGCCUUUAGGGGACUUUGGGCCUCAGAUCUGCCCAAACCUCGAGUCCUCGUCCCUCAGGAGCUGAAGGCACUUAUCUGGCUCCCUAGGCCACACCAGCCUGGUACCAAAUCAGGUUCAAAGAGGGUUUCCUCUUCCUGUGCCCCAGCCCCUCCCACACGUGGCCCCGCCCACACACGGCCCCACCCACACGCAGCCCCUCCCACCAAUCUGGCCGCCUGCAUUCAAUCUGUUUUCAAUGCUUUGACAGUGAUGCCUUUCCUUUUGUUUGUCAGUGUUUAUUGCUGAAAACAGAAAAUCCAGAAGAUAUAAUGAAAUAAAAUCUGCUGCAGAUUCCACGCCUCCGACCACCUCUGUUAAACGUGGACCGUGCCGUGCACAUCCUGUAAUGCUGCCCCUGUGGCUAUGGAAUUUGCAUCCCUGCUGUUUAGGCCUCGGACCCCCUCACCUAGGAACACUAGGCUGUAACCUGUACCCGGCAGUUCCUGGGAACUGUCAGCUGCAUCCCCUCGCCCUGGGCUGCACCCGGUGUGGCUGCCUUUGCAGGCGCCGUGUGUUCGUGAAUAUUCCGAAGGGAAGAUGCUGGGUCUGCUGGGCAAACCGGCCUCCAGCCACCUGUCCCUGAGCCUCUGCUGGGACGCCUGCUCUCCGGGUCCAGCUACAGCGCAGGCCUCAGGGACAGAGAUUCUUGGCUAGUGGCUGGCUUGACCCGGGACCGAAGCUCGUUCGGGGUGGGGACCGCAGGAGGCUCAGCUGGGAGAGAAGGGAGGCACUUUGGCAUUUUGAGAAUGUUGGUCAUUUCAAAACUGGGUACAGGACAUUGCAGGGGCAGCUGCAGGG
Messenger RNA from Molossus molossus (Pallas's mastiff bat), 4413 nucleotides. RefSeq names its product chromosome unknown C19orf12 homolog (gene CUNH19orf12). Lineage: Eukaryota; Metazoa; Chordata; Mammalia; Chiroptera; Molossidae. The record is from RefSeq and is a predicted model, not a curated record. The coding region runs from base 2280 to 2966 and encodes 228 amino acids. The transcript has 2 exons.